Molecule: messenger RNA, 717 nt
Organism: Diabrotica balteata
Lineage: Eukaryota; Metazoa; Arthropoda; Insecta; Coleoptera; Chrysomelidae
Source: the annotation of a GenBank genome assembly
GGUCAUUCUCUUGCAAGUAAAACAGAAACUAUCAUGACUGAAAAUACGAAAUUUCGUUGCUUGUGUAGUUUGUUAGUGUUGGUGAUACUCGUGGGGAAAGUUGUGCCACAGGGAUUUCAGUUUACCAACCCGAUUAGGUUUCCGUAUUCUAGUACAGGAAAUCCUUAUAUUGGGAUGUUUGUGGCCAUCGCACUACCAAUUGAUAUAAGAGGUCCGGCAGAUCUUUUCUUUUCUAUGAAUUUUGAAAGUUCGUACGCUCUACCGUCAAACCAAAGUUUACUUAAUUAUCCACCGAUAUAUGCUUCAACUCGGCAAUUAAUAUACCGGUUGCUCGAAUCAAAAAUAAAAGGAUAUGGUUAUCCUGGAAAGAAGUGCUUGCAAAGAGCAAUAUGUGAGGCAGCUGAAUACACUACAGAAAAUUAUGGCGUUCUUGGAGACAUAUUACACAUUUUGUUAACGCCAUCCACAUCCCCCAACGACACUAAUGUAGAAGAUUAUGCAAAGUCUGAGGAAUAUGGUAGAACCAAGGGGAACUGCAAAAAAUAUAAGAAAAAUUGUGGAUUAAGUAUAUUGAACUUAUUCAGUGUGAUCAAAGAUACAUAUUCUAUGUACAAUCCUCAAACCUUAAAAAAAGAAAUUUCUAUGCUGUAGUGUUUGACUUAUUAAUUACUACGUUUAUUUAGUAACAUAUUUUACGAAAUAAUGACCUGUUCAAUG